Messenger RNA from Indicator indicator, 1311 nucleotides. RefSeq names its product cyclic AMP-responsive element-binding protein 3-like protein 4. The record is from RefSeq and is a predicted model, not a curated record. Gene Ontology annotation, biological process: regulation of transcription by RNA polymerase II. Gene Ontology annotation, molecular function: RNA polymerase II cis-regulatory region sequence-specific DNA binding; DNA-binding transcription factor activity, RNA polymerase II-specific. Gene Ontology annotation, cellular component: nucleus. Lineage: Eukaryota; Metazoa; Chordata; Aves; Piciformes; Indicatoridae.
AUGUUGUUUGAAGAGCAAGUGACUGCCCUGGGAGGUCAGAAUCUCAUUGACUUCCUCCUGAUGGAUGAUAUUCCCUGCCCCGAAAUCCUAGGGGAGGAGAACUGUCUCAUGGAAGACUGUAGCAUAUCAGAGCCUGUGCUCCUGAAUGAGGAGAUUGAUGACUUAAUUGCCUCCAUGCUGAGCCCUUCUGGAGACAUGCUAGAAAUGCUGCAGGAAUAUUUGCUUGCUGACGGUGACAGCAGCAUUUCUGAAUAUCAGCAUCUGUUCUAUAGCCCUGGCAGCAACUUUGACAGCAGCUGUUGGAACUCAGACAUUGUGCAUAUUGAUCACAACUAUUCCUGCCCUGUGGAUAUGUCUAUGCUGGAAAACAUGAGCUCUGACAUGGCAGAAGGAGAUGCUUCCACUGAGCUUGAGACAUGGAUGGAUUUGGAAGGCACAAGUAUGGCUGCAAAAGAGAGGUCCUGUUUCCCCAUUCCUGUUGCUGUGAGUGCCGGACCCCAGCUUGUGCCUGAAGUUGUUGCACAGCCCAGCAUGCCAGGGCUGGUCCUGUCAGAGGCAGAGAUGCAGGUCCUGGAGAAAACUCUUGCCCUACCAACCAAUCUGCCACUGCUCAAAGCUGAAGUGCAUCUUCAGGAGAAUGUGCAUCAGAAACACUCAGCCCAGGAUAGUCAGGACAGUGAGAUCAACAUGGACUGCCUGGCAAACAGUGUGGUAGCCUGCACAGGUCAGAACUACAAGCUGGGGAAGAAGGUGCAGGUACGACAUAAGCAGAAUAUAGAAGUUCUUGUUCUCCUGGUUCUGUCCCUCAACCUCAUUGUCUCCUCCAGCCUCUUCUAUCUUGAUAGUCAAGAGACAGCAACAGAGGCUACAGUGCUAUCACAGCAGAUCUCUGAGUUCCCAGACCACGUGGUAGUUGAUGUCCGGGAAGACACUGUGCUGAAGUUGUUCUUCCCAGACUCUGAGGACCCCUUGAUGUCCAUCAGCGUUACUCAAUCACAGGAACAGGAGCAGAGCCCACCCGACCUCAAGCCCAGAUCUUCUUUCAACAGCAACCUAUUCUCUGGUGUUUAGACAGAGGCAGGCUCCAAGCUGAGCCCUCCCCAGCCUCAGAAGGACCUUUUGCCAGCAGCUGUGCUGGUGGCAUGGAAAGCCAAAAGGCAGAAGUAGGUGGAAUGUGCUGCCAGAGCUGUCAUCCAUCAGCACUGUGCCAAUGAGCAAAUGAGAUGUGACCACUACAAUCUUCUGCCUCUUGUGGUGAUGCCUCAUGCCGCUGCCAAGCAGGGACAAACAGCUAUAUUAACAGAUAAUUAG